Molecule: messenger RNA, 4489 nt
Organism: Misgurnus anguillicaudatus (oriental weatherfish)
Lineage: Eukaryota; Metazoa; Chordata; Actinopteri; Cypriniformes; Cobitidae
Gene: dnmt3bb.3
Product: DNA (cytosine-5-)-methyltransferase beta, duplicate b.3
Biological process (GO): negative regulation of transcription by RNA polymerase II
Cellular component (GO): nucleus
Molecular function (GO): DNA (cytosine-5-)-methyltransferase activity, acting on CpG substrates; DNA binding
Source: RefSeq, a predicted model, not a curated record
UUCUGAGCGGAACGUGCUCUAAAGUGGGCGGAGCUUGUUGCGCCUCUGUUGUUGAGCUCAUGGUUGAAGCGACGUUCUGAAGAAGUAGCGGGAAUGUAAGAACGAGAAACACAUGAAGUACAGAUUGCUGAAGUAAUGGAGCAUUCUGUAAGACCCCGCCAUGUUGUAAUGGAGCGUUCUUUAAGACCCUGCCAUGUUGUACUAGACCGUUCUUUAGGACCCUGCCAUGUUGUAAGCACACAGUCUUCAAACAACAUGACAAAUGCUAUGAAGAAAUCCAAUGGGAAAUCUUCGGACUCUCCACCCUGCAGCUCUGCCACAAUGUCUUUUAUCAGAAAGUAUUGCUCGUCUGCGUCAGCUGAUGCUGGCUCGCUCAUGAACGAUAGCAAGGUCCGACAUCUCUCAGACCAGAAAUAUCUGGAAGACCUUGGAACCAUCUGCAGUCAGACACCAUAUUGCCUUUAUUUAUACCAUGGAGUUGAGCUCGAGGAGGAGAAGGUCAGUGUGAUCACAGUGGGCUUUUUUGACAAAGCUACAGGGGAAAACAAAAUCAGACUGCUCGAUGUUUUUAAACCAGAGGAAGAGACUGCAGAUGCCAUCUGCACCUGUAUUGUAGAGACUCUGAAGAAGUUCAAAAUACCCCUAAUGAACAUGGCCAUUAUCCAUUCAAAUUUCCCAUAUCAUGAACGUCUCCUCUCAGGUCUGAAGAUGCUGAAACCAGACAUCGUGUCUUUAUGUGGACUUGCAAAUAUGGCGGGACAUGCGUCUCACAGUGGUGUUUCGGAAAUGGAUUGCUCGGACCCGAUUCUGAACCUUAUCGUUGAGAUCUACAAACACUUUCCAGACUUCCCAGCUAUCCUAAAAAAAUCCCUAGUAGAUGUUGAUGGGUCAAUGUUGAAUCAGCACUUAGCGUCUCACUGCUCUCUCUUCUGGAGAAUAAUCAACAGAAUGACGAUAGUAUGGUCACACCUUGAGAAAUACUUUGAUGAAAGGGCCGAUGAAAAAACUAUCCAUCUCCUUCUUAGUGAUCCUAAAAUAAAACUCAAUGUCUUGUUUCUUAGGCAUGCUUUGCAACCACUUUAUUAUUUUCAGGAGAGUAUUAACCGAGGUGUCGGCGUCAUGCAGUUUCUCCAAGAUGCUUUUCAGUUACUAAAGUUUUACACGACGAGUUUCCUCAGCCCUAAAGCAGCAGAUUCAUUUCUUAAGAGAGGAAAGAUCUCAUUUCUGAAGGACACAGCUGGACAUUUACCUAGAGGAGAGGUCGACAUUGGCAAAGAUGCGGCUGACUUUCUUCUGAAAAAUGCUAAGGAGUUGACCGAUUUUUUGGAGGGUUUCCAUAAAUCUAUCAUCUCUUUCUACUCAACUGUUACUCUUGCUAUUGUGGGAUGUUUACCAUUACCGGGUUGUAUGUUGAGGAACGUGUCUUUGGUUUUGAGCCCAGGGAAAAAGCUUGAGGUGACUGGAAAAAUAGUCCAAGAUUUAGGUCUUUGUUUUGGAGUCUGCUCAGGGCCCGAGAAGCUUGGUUUGCUGACGGAUGAGUUUUUGGAGUACCAGCUCCUUGAUGAGGAAGACGUAUGCUUGGAUGAGCUGUCAAUGGAGCAGUACUGGAAGAGAGAGCUGAGGAUUAUGGGAAGGACAUCUUUUUUUGGGAAAUUAAUACUGAGCAUGUUGGCCCUACCCAGGACGUUGAAAAAAGAGAGCAUUUUUGAACAGCUGUUUCAUCACUUUAAAAAUGGAAACUUGGGACAGAGUGAGGAUGUAGACAUGAAAGAUGAUGAUGACGUCACAGACAGCAGCUCAUAUAAAAGCGCUCCCUCACAUCUCAGCACUGAGAAUCGUGGCAGCAUCACAUCCGAAGACGCAGAUGUGAUGGAAGUAGAGGCUGCUGCGUCAGUGUCACCUGCAUCACCUGAGUCAGAGAGCCAGUGUGACACACAAGUUAUAGAUGAUGAUGAUGAUGAUGACAUCCCUGAUGAUGACGACACCACCAGCAGCAGCAGUGAUGAUGACAAACCUGAGGAUGAUUCCAGAAAAGAUGAUGGUGAUAAUGUCAGGAGGAGUAAUGCUAAAAAAAGGAAAAGAAAUAUCUCAUUGAUGCAUAACAAACAGGAUGAAGCAAGUCAGCAUAACAAACAGGAUAAAGCAAGUCAGUACCAGGGCGAUUACACAGUUGGCGAAAUGGUUUGGGGACCUAUUGAAGGCUUCGGUCUCUGGCCUGGACUGGUUCAGAUCUGGGAUAGUGAAAAGCCCUGUGACUCCAUGCGUAAAGUGAUGUUCUUUGGUAACAAGAUGGUGUUAGAGAUCAGUGCAGAUGAUCUCCUGCCUUACUUUGCAUUUGCCAAGUGCUUCUGUUCAAACUCCUUUGCUACGGUAUCUACAUAUAAAGACGCAAUCUUCAGUUCUCUUCAGGUGGCAUCCAAACGCAGCCGAAUGUUUUUUUCUCCUGACACAGACAGUAAAGAUGAGCUGAUUCAAGUUAUGUUAAACUGGGCCUUUGGAGGCUUUAAGCCAUCAGGUGUAAAUGGGCUUCGACCUCCAUCAGAACUCAGUGAAACGGAUCUUACGCCACCACUGUUGAAUGGGAACGCAAGCUCCCCGAACCACAGACACCACCCUGAAAAAUUAUUCAACUUAACUGUAUCUCUAAAUAAACUCUCUGAAUCUCUGGACCUGAACAACGGCUCCAUAGACCUCAGGGAUAAAGACGUUUACAGGACACUCACGUCUCCCGAAAGGAAUCAGAGACCGUCUCAAAUCAGGAAGACACGGAAAAAGUACUUCUAUGCACGCCGGAAUAAACAUGAAAUUAUGCAGAGCAUGCAGGAGAUUGAAGGCAUGCAGGUCCGGCCGAGACAGAACAGCCAACAAAGAUAUGAAAUGGUGAAUGAAGUUUUAGCAAACAAUAGAAAUAUUGAAGAGUUCUGUUUAUCAUGUGGAAGUACAUCUGCUGAAACCAUUCACCCGCUCUUUGAAGGCAGCUUGUGCUCAACAUGCAAGUAUAACUUCACUGAGACGCUGUACACAUAUGAUGAAGAUGGAUAUCAGGCGUACUGCACUGUCUGCUGCUCCGGCACGGAGGUCAUUCUGUGCGGCCUCGACAGCUGCUGUCGCUGCUACUGCAUGGACUGUCUGGAUAUCCUAGUAGGUCCUGGGACUUUUAUAAAGCUGAAAGAAAUUGACCCAUGGGUCUGUUACCUGUGCGCACCGCAGAACGCCUCCGGAGCUAUGAGACCCAGACACGACUGGAGCAUCCGUGUACAGGAAUUAUUCACCAACAACAGCGGCUUGGAGUUUGAACCUCAUCGUGUUUACCCAGCAGUCCCUGCUAGCCAGCGACGACCAAUCAGAGUCCUUUCUUUAUUUGAUGGUAUAGCCACAGGAUGUUUAGCUCUACGGGAACUUGGCUUUAAAGUUGAACAAUACAUGGCAUCAGAGGUGGAUGAAGAGUCUGUUAUCGUGUCCAUGGUCAACCAUGAUGGAAAAAUCACGCAUGUGGAUGAUGUCAAAAAAAUUACUAAAGAGCAUAUUAAAAAGUGGGGCCCGUUUGAUCUUCUCAUUGGUGGAAGUCCUUGCAAUGACUUGUGCACAGUCAAUCCUCACCGGAAAGGCUUGUAUGAUGGUAGCGGGCGGUUGUUUUUCGAAUAUUAUCGGCUCCUGAAUAUUAUGAGACCAAAGGAUGACGACCCGCGGCCAUUCUUUUGGCUGUUUGAGAAUGUCGUGUUAAUGGAAAACAAGACUAAAAAUGCCAUAUGCCGCUUUCUAGAAUGUAACCCUGUGCUUAUCGACGCUGUAAAAGUCAGCCCAGCUCACAGAGCAAGAUACUUCUGGGGAAACAUACCUGGCAUGAACAGACCAAUCGUGCCCUCCAAGAGUGAUAAACUAACUCUUCAAGACUGCCUAGACGCUGGCCGAACUGCAAAGCAUGAAAAAAUUCGUACUAUUACCACACGGCCAAAAGCAAUGGGGCCGGGGUGCACUUAUAGUGAGUGCCCAGUCAUUAUGAACGGACAAGACGACAUUAUAUGGAUCACAGAAAUGGAGAGAAUAUUUGGAUUUCCGAAGCAUUACACGGAUGUGAGGAACUUGGGCCGUUUGCAGAGGCAAAGAGUUUUGGGGAAGUCCUGGAGCGUCCCUGUCAUUAAACAUCUAUUAGCACCACUGAAGGAUUACUUUGCUUGUGAUGAACUGAACUGAAGUUCUCGGACAGUGUGAAGACUUGGAUACAGAAGCGUUUUGUUACCUCACAUCUGCGGUGUUAGGCACUGCAACAUAAUUUUUUGAAGAUUAUCUGCUUUCUUGAAUUUUUUUAGCUGUAAUUUAUUUUAUUAAAUGUGACAUCAUAUCACAGAUACAAAUGUCAUUUUUUUUACAAAUGAACUGGCACAUUUAUUAAAUAUUUGAGUAAAUUGAACCAGUAAACCUGAUAAAAGCACCUGUCCUGUGACAUGCCAAUGUUGUACAUACUACAAUAAAUGCAGGAUUAAUUGGA